UUGUCAGUGGAGUGUGAUUGUCUUGUACGAACAGGUGUGAAACAUUCUUCAAUGAAUAAGAGUAAUUAAAAAAAUACUUGUCAUUUAAGUAUAUUAUUGUUAAUCCAUUACAGCUUGUUUCUCGGUUAAAAAUGUUGAUAAAGGAAUAUAAAAUAUAUUACACAAUUAUUACAAUCUUGAAAAAAAAUGCCUUUGUUAAGGUAAACUUUUCAGAUAUGUAAACAGAUAUUGCAUGAAUGUGGAAAUUUGUCAUACGUCUUUUAAACGUUCAGUAGAAAGAUUGUUGACAGAGCAGAUUCUUGAUAAACAUAUUUCGCCGGCAUGGAAUUUUUAAAAAUAAUAUAUUAAGCGCACCAUAUAAUCCAGAGUCGAUCACUGCAGAAUUACUUCCAAUUAGUGUAUAUUAAUAAUGGAUACGUCUAAAUUAGCGGAAAUGACGGACAUGACACCGGAAAUUAAUAAAUCAUUUCUUGAAAAGACGAAAACAAUCCUCGCAGAAGGAACCACGGAGCAAAUGAUGCAAACAAACAUGACCUCUCUAUAUGAAGAUUAUUUUGACUAUCUGGAUAAUAUUCAUAACAUGAACUAUCCCGUAGAGUUUAAAAACGUCCCAAUCUGGGAAAUGACCAUAAAGAUUACCAUUUAUGCUUUAAUAAUUUUACUAGCUAUUGCUGGAAACCUGUUAAUAAUCAUCGUAGUGGCAAAGAACAAGAGAAUGCAGUCAACAACUAAUUUUUUCAUUGUGAACCUUGCCGUGUCGGAUCUCCUGGUAACAGUAUGUUGUACAUGGGUACACCUGGUUGACAACCUUACAGACGGAUGGGUUCUUGGCAGUUUCUUUUGCAAAGUAAAUUCAUUCGCACAAGUUGCCGUCCUGGUGGCAAGCGUAUUUUCCCUGAUUCUGAUUGCUUGUGACAGAUUCUUCGGGAUUGUGUUCGCCAUGAAAGCACACAUCAUAGAACGCAAGGCAAGUCACUCCAUCGUGCUAAUCUGGGUUUGUGCGAUCGCUGUUGCAACACCACUUCUUGUCGUGCGCAAAGUUGAGUCAUUCGCGUGGAAAAACCAUGUUGAAAUAUGGUGUGACGACGAAUGGCCAUUGAAAGUAACUGAAAAUCCAGAAACCGGAAUGAAAGAAUAUUCAGUUCCUAGUAGAAAAGCCUACUAUACAGUUCUGACAGUGGCAUUAUAUUUCCUACCAAUGAUAUUUAUGGCUGCUAUAUAUAGUUUAAUCAUUUUAACGGUGUGGUUUGCUCGUUCGCCUGGGGAAAGGGUAUCAGCAAAGGAAAUAAAACUUCAAAAACGAGUAAAAAGAAAGGUUGUUAAGAUGCUUAUUAUUAUACUGGCUACUUUUGGUGUGUGUUGGAUGCCACUUCAAAUAAGUAUAUUAUACACAGAAUUCAGAACAAAUCGAGAAGAGACGUUACCUUCAUGGUAUAGGAUUCUGGAGUUUAUAUCAUACACAAUUGCCUAUGCGAACAGCGCUCUUAAUCCACUUAUAUAUGCUGGUUUCAACGAAAACUUUAGGAAAGGGUUUCGUUCCUUAUUUGGAUGCUACGAAAGAAAGCUGUACGCCGCAAUAUCUCGAGCGGAUUCCAUGUACAACACUUCAACAAGUAAUAUGACUAACGCAACAAAACUUCAAAACACUGAAGUAGUGCAGGCAUUUAAUCUUGACACGUGCUCACCCACAAAUCCACAGUCUAGCCAAAGUGACUAACACUAUAUGUGCAUGGGUUGAUUCAAUUGGUGGAUUUAUAUAACAUUCAAAGAUGGAAAUGUCAUGAAACGCCUGUGACGUGUUAUUGAACGUUCAUGAAGUGUGGCGGUCUAUUUUCAUACACUUGAACAGCAUUAAUUACUCCCAUUACGAACCAUUACAUUUGAAUUAUUUCGUAAUGGAAUAAUAUCAAAUUCGUUCGAAAUGAAAUGUUAAACCUGAAACAGUUGUCAGUACCCACGUUUUGUUUUAAUCUUUCAACAGUAUAUAGUUUUAUAAAAUGAAUAGACAAUAGUAACUAGGGCGCAAGCAUGAUGUGCAAUCGCUCGUAAGUGUAAAUCGUUAUUUUGUCAACAGAAAAAGGAAUGCAUCUCACCUUAAAUGUACCAUUUCUAUAGAAAACUGUAUUUCUUCACCCUGUCGGAAACUUGUGCAGUUUAUUUUUCUGUUAUGAUAAGAUUUAAAAAACAAAUUCGUGAAAAGAAAUAACAAAGAAAUUUAAAAUAGUUUUUUUAUGAUAGAAACAUAACCAAAAAAUAUGAGCUAGAAAUAUAAGAAUGGAAUUAAAAACAAUAAAAUCGUAUUUAUUUCCUACGGUGGUAUAUUUUGGAUAUGUUAGUAUUUGUGUUAGAUUAAGAAACGAGAUAAUUUCAUCUAUAAACAAGAAUGGCCCUAAAUCGACGUCCCCAGUUUUACAUCUGAAAUAAGUCGCGCUCACUAGUUGCUAAUUUUCUACAAAUGAAAAAGUGUAAACUGUCUUAGAAAUUUUAUCCUGAAGAAUGUUGUUGUUAUAUUGUUGAGCUAAAACAUGUAAGACUCGUGUCGACCAUGGUUUUUUGACAUUUCAAAAUAACAUUAAAAGACCUGUCACAAAUUAACGAUUAUGGUAAAUAAAAUAUUCCGAAAUCGAACAAGAUUUAGAGAAAUUAACUCAUAUUUAUACACAAGCAUUUUUGUGUGCUACAUGCCAUGCCUUUUUGUUUCCAUUACGUGUGUUAGAGAUUCACCUGGAGGGGAUUACUUUUAUUUACACUGUCCCGUGUCUUUGGAACAUGGUGGGGGUAAGAGUGAGGUAGGGUGCGCACCAUAAACCGGUUUAAGCUCCCCAGAGGUGUUUUUGCAACUGACCGUUCCAAGGCGGUGCCCCACUGUGUUCCUUUGUUUGUUCGUUCGUUUUGUCCUCGUGUAUUGGCUUUGUGUGCGAGUGUGUGUGUGCGUGUGUGUGUUUAUGGUGUGCACGUCUGCGUGCUGUGGGUGUCGUUUUGGGGAGGCUGCGUUUUUGGCACGUGGCAUUCCCUGUUUGAUAUUUGUCUUUGUUUUUUUUUUCUUGGACAAUGUUGCAAAUAGUAUUUGUUUGAAACCUGCUUCUUCGAUUUCAGAACAAGUACACAGUCAUAAGGUUGCACCCAACCAAAAUAUGUAUAAAAAAUAUUGUCUAUGUUAGCGUUCAACAUCUCUUCAUUAAACUUUAACAGUUUGAAUAUCUUUUCAAAGCAAUAUGGUGCUCAUAAUUCUUUUUUGGACCUUUGUUCCAAGAUUAUUCACUUUAUUGAUUCAUUUAAAACAUAGCCACAGGCUGAUUGGGUAAUUUAUUUUCACUGCUGUAUAUCUAUAUAUUUAUUUCUUUUAUAAAGUAUUUCUUUCCGCAGUGCAAAGAGAGCAACAUCACAGCGGAUUAGAAGUUUACAUAAUACAUAUAAUUUUUUCGAUAAAGGCUAUGACUUUGGUUGAUAUAUAAUAAUUUUACAUUCUUGUAAAUGAAAGAUACAAUGUUUGUCAGCCACAUGAGAAUUGUUUUGCUAAAGGCAAAGUAUACGUUACGAAAUAUUUAUUAUUAUUUUUACUGUCAAGUUUGUAUUUGGUAACCUUCCAUUGAUAAUUUGCCAGUGCCAUAGAGAUUUGGAUUUGAUGUUGUCUGAUUUUGUGUGGUAGUCUUAUUUAUUUUACCUUCUUGAGGCGAUUAAUAACGAAGAACCUAAACACCUGGUCAGUCCCCUGGUGGACACGCUUUUGUAGAAAUAUUGUUUUGUAUAUAAUCUGAAUAAGGAAGGGUCAAGUUUUGCAAACCCUACCGUUAAACGGAGUCACACACGAAUAUGGCAAACAACAGGAUAUUGAACACAUUGUGCAAUUAACUCUUAUUGAAGGAUUGUAACUACGAAGAAAAGAAACGCUAUAUUUUGUUUUAGUAUGUUCAGUUCUGCUCAAUACGGGGAUAGAGGGUGUGGACGUUAGCUUGCAUUUCCACUAUAGUCCAUGAACAUGCUCAAUAUUUUGUCUAGCGAGUCGAUAAUCAUUUCAGUUUGGAAUUAAAUUAAAAUCGUUAAGGGAAGGUUCGGCACAAUGAAAGUGAUUGUCACUGUAUGUGUUUUAUGACGUUUAUGUCCUCACGGCUGUUAACAUAUAACAAUGUUCUAAAGAUCUCUACGUGGAAAGAUGGCAAACUUGAUGACAAUUGCUUAUCAGCUGUAAAUUGACAAUGUGACAAAGGGCGUAAGGAAUGUUUCACAUUUCAUUACGUUCAUAAUCAGACUAAAUCAAACCGACUCCGAGUCCCAAUAUUUGCUUGGUUGCGUUCUUAGCUUCUAAAAUAUUUUCUUAAAGAUUUUAUCACAUGCCAAGCACACAAAUAACGUCUACCAGUUUCGCAUGAAAUGUGUGCAUUACAAGAAGCGCACGUUGUUGUAUCUUAAAUUUUUGUUGCGUGGUUACAUUAUCAUUAAUCUAUUUCUCUGAUUACUAGUGUUACUGCCUUCCAAUCUUUUGCGCCUACCGUCGAUGCUAUGUUGAAACUUCAAAUCAGGAUAUAGGAUUAAUUCAUGCGGGGAAGCUACCAAACUAGAUUGGACAAGCUCUAUGGUUCUGACCCUCUGUCCAACGCAUCAUGAAAUAUGUCUACAAAGGUUAUUUUAUCAAUUAAAAGAUGUAAAAUUACGACAAUUUUAUCAGUCGUACUAAAUACUUAAAAAGGAAGGUUGUUCAUUAAUGCUGGUUGAAGUAACACGUAUACUGAAGGUUGUGUGAAAUUCUUAUCGUGUUAUAACGAAAAUCAUUCCAA
This is a messenger RNA of Mercenaria mercenaria, 4775 nucleotides long. Its product is annotated as QRFP-like peptide receptor. The transcript is spliced from 5 exons. NCBI's taxonomy places the organism in Eukaryota, Metazoa, Mollusca, Bivalvia, Venerida, Veneridae. Gene Ontology annotation, biological process: G protein-coupled receptor signaling pathway. The coding region runs from base 410 to 1717 and encodes 435 amino acids. The record is from RefSeq and is a predicted model, not a curated record. Gene Ontology annotation, cellular component: membrane. Gene Ontology annotation, molecular function: peptide binding; neuropeptide Y receptor activity.